AUGUGCUUUCGCUCAUCGGAUGACGACAAAUAUCCUGCUGCACGCUCAGCUCAAGGUGGCAACGAAUAUGAUCGCUACCUUCGAGACCGUGACAGAUAUCAGAAAGAGCUUGGAAAGAAAGCGAAGCAAAAGAAAAAGCGUAAUCGCAACACCACCCUUUUCACUUCAAAUACUGCUAUGAUGGGAGGUGCAGGAUGCUAA
Messenger RNA from Penicillium maclennaniae, 201 nucleotides. RefSeq lists its product as uncharacterized. NCBI's taxonomy places the organism in Eukaryota, Fungi, Ascomycota, Eurotiomycetes, Eurotiales, Aspergillaceae. The transcript has a single exon. The record is from RefSeq and is a predicted model, not a curated record. The coding region runs from base 1 to 201 and encodes 66 amino acids.